AUGCGCGAACCAUCCGAGAAGGUUACGGUGUACGGAGCCGCAGCAGUGGAACUGAUCAUAAAGCUCCGUUCGCUCAGCCGGUGAGCAGGCACCAUGCUUGCUCUAAAGUUUCUGAGAGCUCAACGUGGGCUCAGCUUGACGCGAAGCUUCCCCCGAUCGAGUAUCCGACUAUGUCACGAGAACUCGAAGGUACCGGAAGAAGAGAGAGUGAAAUUACAUGUGUACGAAGGCGCCCUCAGAGGGAAACUGAGAUGGGUGAGAAUAUUCUCCUGGACAACUACGAGCGUCUUCAUCGCUGUGCAACCUGCUCUCAUCUCAAAAAUGAUGGCUGACGGAGUCAGCCCCGCGGGAUUCGCCUUGACAGCUGGCUUCGUGACACUUGGUAUCUGCACGCCGCUACUCCUACACAGUUUUGCCAGGCCCUACGUGCUCGCGCUGAGAUUCGAGCCGCACACGAAAAUAUUCGAGUGUGAUACGUACGAUGUCUUCGGAAGAACGAGAACGAUGACAUUCACGCAGAGCGACGUGACGUUCCCGGAGUUGCAAGGCCCGCUAUCAAACUUGAAAAUAAAGAACAAAAGCUACCUCAUCGACUUCAACCAAAUUCAGGAUGCUGAUGCUUACGAUUGUAUACUGAAAUACGAUAAGCCGAUCGACCUGAAGCUGAAAGUCGAUACGAGAGGUGACAAGAGUUAGCAAUGUACAAUGUGGAUGAAGCUAGAUGUGCAUUCUAUGGAGAAACUUCGAAAUAAAAAAUAGGGAGCCUUGGAAAAA
Molecule: messenger RNA, 774 nt
Organism: Galendromus occidentalis (western predatory mite)
Lineage: Eukaryota; Metazoa; Arthropoda; Arachnida; Mesostigmata; Phytoseiidae
Product: transmembrane protein 70 homolog, mitochondrial
Exons: 4
Coding region: 94-696 (200 amino acids)
Biological process (GO): mitochondrial proton-transporting ATP synthase complex assembly
Cellular component (GO): mitochondrial membrane
Source: RefSeq, a predicted model, not a curated record